Messenger RNA from Entrophospora sp. SA101, 522 nucleotides. NCBI's taxonomy places the organism in Eukaryota, Fungi, Glomeromycota, Glomeromycetes, Entrophosporales, Entrophosporaceae. The record is from the annotation of a GenBank genome assembly.
AUGUCGAAAUUUCUUUAUAAAGAUUUAUCAAACCCAAACCAAAAUUUAAAAUCCAAUAAAAAUGAUGAUAUCGCCACUAAUGAAUAUGAUAUUUAUUGUCCAAACAUUGAUAACUGUGCCAGUUUAAUUUUAAAAACAAAUUCAGCGACUUGGGUUGAACGUUCUAAUGAUUUACUAAAAACACCAAAUCAACAACAAUCAGAUAAAUCUUUUUUAAAAAAUAUAUCAUCAUCUUCUAUUAGUGAUGAUAAUAAUACACAAGGAUCUUAUUGGAAAGUGUCAGAUAUGUUUUCAUUUGAAAAUAUUGGAUUUUCUAAAACAUUAAAUGAAACUGGUGUAAAAUAUUUAUGUUGUGCAGAUUGUGAUUUAGGUCCAUUAGGUUAUCAUGAUACUACUAAUAAUGAUACAAAAGAAUAUUUAAUAGCAGUUGAUAGAAUAAUAUACUAUGGAAGGGUGCCUAAAACAAGAAAGUUGUUUAAAACUUUACAUCUUGAAAAUAGUCUUUAUUAUAUAAAAACAUAG